Molecule: messenger RNA, 2607 nt
Organism: Nerophis ophidion (straightnose pipefish)
Lineage: Eukaryota; Metazoa; Chordata; Actinopteri; Syngnathiformes; Syngnathidae
Gene: igf2bp2a
Product: insulin-like growth factor 2 mRNA binding protein 2a
Exons: 16
Coding region: 312-2183 (623 amino acids)
Biological process (GO): nervous system development; regulation of gene expression
Cellular component (GO): cytoplasm; nucleus; cytosol
Molecular function (GO): mRNA 3'-UTR binding
Source: RefSeq, a predicted model, not a curated record
CCCACACUACUAAACCUUUUUUUUUUUUUUUAUUUGAGGGGAGCUUUUAUUUUAGAGGCGGUGCUUGUUGGCUCCGAAGUGGUGUCGUAACUCCCAGAGUCCCCGUGAAAAGAGUUUGUCCAGGGCCGGAGUUGCUGGUGCAAAGAGGGGGGGUUGCCUUGCCUAUAGAGCCGUUCCGAGGGGGGUAACUACCGCCUUUUGUCCCUCCUUAUACAUCUUUUUUUUCUACAUUUAUUUUUAUUUUUAUUUUUUUUAAACAUUAUCCAUCCUUCGCCCGGAGAUUUCAUUCCCUUUCUCCUCAUUUUAAGACCAUGAACAAACUAUAUGUCGGGAAUUUAAGUCCUUCGGUGACAGUGGAGGACUUGCAGCAGCUCUUCGGGGAGAGGAAGCUGCCUGUGGCCGAGCAGGUCCUCCUCAAAACCGGCUAUGCCUUUGUGGACUUCCCGGACCAGAACUGGGCCGUGAAGGCAAUAGAGACUCUUUCUGGUAAAGUGGAAUUGCACGGGAAGGUGAUAGAAGUGGACUACUCCGUUCCCAAAAAACUAAGGAGUCGGAAGAUCCAGAUCCGGAACAUUCCCCCUCAUCUACAGUGGGAGGAUUUUGACGGCCUUCUUGCUCAAUAUGGUACUGUAGAGAACGUGGAACAAGUCAACACUGACACAGAAACGGCGGUGGUGAAUGUCACGUACGCAACAAAGGAGGAAGCUAAAGAAGCCAUUGAAAAGUUGACAGGCCAGCAGUGUGAAGACUACUCCUUAAAGGUGUCCUACAUCAUGGACUCAGAGGCCGCGCCUCCCGCCCAGGCUCCCCGAAGUCGACGUGGCGUAGGCGGCGGCGGCCGAUUGUGGCGGGACCAGGGACCCCCUCAGCCAGGGCCCUCCGGAGGCUUCGAUGGCCCUCGUCCUCGCCAGCAACACGAUUUCCCCCUGCGAAUGCUGGUGCCCACCCAGUUUGUGGGCGCCAUCAUCGGCAAGGAAGGACUCACCAUCAAGAAUGUCACCAAGCAGACACAGUCCAAAGUUGACAUCCAUCGGAAGGAAAAUGCAGGAGCGGCGGAGAAGCCCAUCACCAUCCACUCCUCCCCCGAAGGCUGCUCCUCGGCCUGUCGCAUGAUCCUGGACAUCAUGCAGAAGGAAGCCAACGAGACCAAGACGACGGAGGACAUCCCUCUCAAAAUCCUGGCCCACAACAGCCUGGUGGGCCGCCUCAUUGGGAAGGAGGGCCGUAAUCUGAAGAAGAUCGAGGAGGAGACCGGGACCAAGAUAACCAUCUCCUCGUUACAGGACUUAACCAUUUACAACCCAGAGAGGACCAUCACGGUGAAGGGGAGCUUGGAGGCCUGUUGUAAAGCGGAGGCGGAGAUCAUGAAGAAACUGAGGGAAGCUUACGAGAACGACAUUGCUGCUGUCAACCAACAAGCCAACCUCAUACCUGGCUUGAACCUCAACGCCCUGGGCAUCUUCUCCUCUGGUGUGCCUGUGGGACCCCCUGCUGCUGCCGGACCCCGCGGCUCGGCCCCUCCCGCGGCACAGGCGGGAUACAACCCUUUCUUAAGUCACUCUUCACAUCUCAGCGGUCUGUACGGGGUCCCUCCAGCAAGUGCCGGCCCCCACCAGCACUCGGCUCCAGAACAGGAGGUGGUCUACCUCUUUAUUCCAACUCAGGCGGUGGGAGCUCUUAUAGGCAAGAAGGGUCAGCACAUCAAGCAGCUCGCCCACUUCGCCGGAGCCUCCAUCAAGAUCGCUCCGGCUGAGAGCCCGGAAGUGACUGAGAGGAUGGUGAUCAUUACUGGAACCCCGGAGGCUCAGUUUAAGGCCCAAGGUCGGAUAUUUGGGAAGCUGAAAGAGGAGAACUUCUUCACGGCCAAAGAGGAAGUCAAACUCGAAACACACAUCAAGGUUCCUUCAAGUGCAGCCGGCAGGGUCAUCGGGAAAGGAGGCAAGACGGUGAAUGAGCUUCAGAACCUGACGAGCGCUGAGGUCAUCGUACCGCGGGACCAAACCCCAGACGAGAACGAUGAGGUGUUUGUGAAGAUCAGUGGGCAUUUCUUCGCCAGCCAGACUGCACAGAGGAAGAUCCGGGAGAUCAUCCAGCAGGUUAAACAGCAGGAACAGAAGCACCAGCGAGGCGCCGCCGGGUCACCGCAACAAUCCAAGACGGCGCCGGCGGUCGCCACCCAAUGAAUGUAGCCCCUCCCGAACGGACAGAGACCUCUACCCAGACUUAAAAGGCCACGGCCCAAGUCGGGACCUGCAGGGCGAGACCAGCAGCAAGCAGCAGUGCCGGGGGAACAAAAAAAACAACCAAAGAAGUUGACUAAGGAGGAGUGGGCGAGUGAGAGCCAAAGGCUUGUGAGCACUGUGUGCACUGCCAGCCCUGCCACGCCACAGCGAGGAGGAUACUGAUGUUGCAAGGUAAAGAAGGAGGAGCGAGCACCUGCGUAAUGUUCCCUUGAAGUGGGAUUAACAUAGAGCUAACGUGAAUGACACUGUACUAGUGCCUGCUUAGAACACCGGCCAGGUGAACCAGCCUGAGCAGUAUUAGUACAGGUAGAAGACUAUAUUGACAUCUGCAGAAAAAGGCAAAAAUAUAAAAGCAGUUCCCCUA